AUGGCGGCCUUCGUGUGGGCCGCUGGGAGUCCCCCACCAGAACUUCGGACGUCCAGCGCUGAACGGCCGCGACGGCCGCGUGGUGUGGAAGGCCCCUCCAAGAUGGCAAGCAAGAUGGCACCUGGCGCUUCUUUUGCCGGAGUGGCGUUGACUUCCGCACUCCUUCGCCGUGCGCAACAGCGAAGGUCCAGGAGGAGCCUGCGCGAACCACGUUCAGUGUGCCGUCUCCGCGUGCUGCCCGACGGCACCAACGAGGAGGGCGAAGCUGUAAAGCCCAUUGACUUCAAGUUGGAUGAGGUGGAGGACAUCAUUUUGUAUCAACAGGACCUUUCACCACCUUGCGUCAAGUUGAGGACGAUGUUCAAGUACUACAACUUGCCCUUCCGGGCCGUGAAUGGACGCCACCCAACAUCAGAUUACAAGAAGAUCCCCGUCCUGGUGAUCAACGACCGACAGAUCAAUGAUUCCCACGUCAUUGUCAAGACAGUGGUGCCCUGGUUCACUGGACGACCAAUGACGGAGGAGGAGAUGUACUGGGAGAAGCGCAUCACCUACGAGUUUCAGCCGGGCAUGGAAGUGGAGUUGUUGGGCAACGAGCGGGAUGUGGCGAGGAUUUGGGCUCAGGCCACUGACUACAUCGGCGGUUGGCAGCGAGGCAUCAUUGGCCUUGUAGUGCCGCUCUUGAAGAUUGUGGUGGAGUCGCUGUUCAAGUCCCGCUAUCCGGACAUUGCCUUGCCAAGCACCACCUUCGGCCAGAGCUUCCGCGCCGCCUUGGGCGAGCGGCCCUUCUUCGGCGGCGAGAAGCCGGGCCCGGUGGACCUGAGCCUGUUCGGAACCUACGUGGCAUUCGAUGGUUGCAGUGCCGUGGCACGCUUCCUGCAGGGGAGUGACCUGGAGGACUGGCACCAGAGGAUGAUGGAGCUCAACUUGUCUGAUGUGCAGACCAAGGUCUAUGGCAUGCGUUGA
Durusdinium trenchii is the source of this 966-nucleotide messenger RNA. NCBI's taxonomy places the organism in Eukaryota, Dinophyceae, Suessiales, Symbiodiniaceae. The record is from the annotation of a GenBank genome assembly.